AUGUUAUCACGACGUGUAACCUCGUUCGUCUCCAACCUUCUCAAUAAAAGUCCAAGAAGUCUGUGGAAAAUGAAACGGUGUCGGUUUCACCGCGCUGACGUGAUACGUGCGAGAAAGAAAAAGGAUGAAGACGGACCGAAGAUAGUAAAGCCUGGCAACUGCGUCGAGCUGCCUAAACCGAUCCUCGAGGCUGCUUGUAAAAACGCUAUAGUGAUUGGAGGAUCUGAGGGUUUCGGAUUCACGGCAGCUGAUCACCUUUUGUGCAACGGAGCACGCAAUGUCGUUUUGCUGGACGAAGACGCUGUCGAGGGACAGAAUGCAGCGAGGAAAUUAUGCGACGCUCAUGGGAAAAAUCGUUUGUUGUUUGUUCAUUGUGACAUAAGAACUGCUUGUCAAUUCGAAGCUGGUCUGAGACAAGCUCUUUGCAAACUCAGAGUGAUCCAUAUUCUCUUCAACGACCUCGAUAAAGAAAGAUUGCCAUCGAGCUGCUCUUCUUCGAAAAAGAUUGAAAGAAACUUCACGGCUAAGACGAUUCGGGCAGGACUGAAAAUUUUGGGGAAAAAUCACGGUGGUAGUGGUGGAAUUAUAAUAAACUGCGCGAGCAUUUUUGGCUUCAUGGGAUGGCCUGAAGCGCCGUUUCCGGUUUACUGUAGAAAGGAGGCGGCCAUUGAAGUUACACAAGAUUUUGCGGACGAACAUGAUAUAGAAGAAACUGGUGUUCGUUUAGUGGCACUUUGCCCAACGGACAAACAAUUCUGUGAUAUAGGAUUGCCAGAUAAUCCGGACGAAAUCCCAAAUAGAAUUAGGGGUAAAAUGCCAGAGUGUAUUCCGAAAGCGAAGUAUCACAUAGGAACAGCUUUGGACUACGUACUAGCAUGGGCGCAGAACGGAAGUGCAUGGUUGGUGGAACCAGCAAUAAGCGCUCAUCAAAUUCCCCGAUUGAUCCACUUUCCCGAAAAUGAGGACGAAGAAAUCGAUCCUAAAGUUUACGAAACAGAACCUUGUACAGUGAACAUAGAACCACCUUGCGCCGAUACGUCUAAAGCGUGUUCAACGCCGACGAGAGAAAAGUGUGUAGCAAAAACUCCAAAGAAGAAAUGA
Messenger RNA from Habropoda laboriosa, 1101 nucleotides. RefSeq lists its product as uncharacterized. Gene Ontology annotation, molecular function: oxidoreductase activity, acting on the CH-OH group of donors, NAD or NADP as acceptor. Lineage: Eukaryota; Metazoa; Arthropoda; Insecta; Hymenoptera; Apidae. The transcript is spliced from 9 exons. The record is from RefSeq and is a predicted model, not a curated record. Gene Ontology annotation, cellular component: cytoplasm. The coding region runs from base 1 to 1101 and encodes 366 amino acids.